Molecule: messenger RNA, 7279 nt
Organism: Cydia pomonella (codling moth)
Lineage: Eukaryota; Metazoa; Arthropoda; Insecta; Lepidoptera; Tortricidae
Gene: CanB
Product: calcineurin subunit B type 2
Exons: 6
Coding region: 436-984 (182 amino acids)
Molecular function (GO): calcium ion binding; calcium-dependent protein serine/threonine phosphatase regulator activity
Source: RefSeq, a predicted model, not a curated record
AGAGUGUCUUUGCAAUAUCAUGAGUUCAAAAUUUGUCCUGAAUGUUUUCGAAAAGACGUCGAUAUAGCUGUGCCGUUGUUUAUUUGAUAUACUUCCAUUUGGUAGUUUCGUUAAUAUGCCCUCAGAUUUUCUAAUUCCUUCAUCUUUGUAAACACUUCCUUAUAUACUUGCUUUACUCUUUGGUAAACACGUGGUAAGCACUACAGAAAACGUGAAAUAUUCAAAUUUCUGAAGUAUAUUAUUGGAACGCAUCUUAAUAUUUGACGUUUUCAUUUUUAAGUUUGGCAACAUAAUUUCGCAAUUUCUAAAAGAAAGUUUAGAUCGAUGGUGUAGCGAGGGUUUUUGCGAUUUAACAUAAUUCGUGAUAAAAGCACAGUGUCCGACUGCAACGCAGUUAUUCUUCUUUGCUUACGAGUGAUUUACUAAAAACUCAAAAUGGGCAAUGAAAACUCAAUUCCCAUGGAGCUCUGUUCCAACUCGCGUGUUAACUGCAUUGAUUUUAAGGUGGAGAACUUCGACGCCGAUGAGAUCCGGCGGCUGGGCAAGCGUUUCCGCAAGCUGGACUUGGACAACUCGGGCGCCUUGUCUAUCGACGAGUUCAUGUCGCUGCCGGAGCUGCAGCAGAACCCGCUGGUGCAGCGCGUUAUUGACAUCUUCGACGCUGACGGCAAUGGAGAGGUGGACUUCAAGGAGUUCAUCCAAGGCGUGUCGCAGUUCAGCGUGAAGGGCGACAAGCUGUCUAAGCUGCGCUUCGCUUUCCGCAUCUACGACAUGGACAAUGACGGGUUCAUCUCCAACGGAGAGCUCUUCCAGGUCCUCAAGAUGAUGGUGGGCAACAACUUGAAAGACACGCAGCUGCAACAGAUCGUCGACAAGACGAUCCUCUUCGCAGACCGCGACGAGGAUGGCAAGAUAUCGUUCGACGAGUUCUGCUCCGUGGUUGGCAACACUGACAUUCACAAAAAGAUGGUCGUCGACGUGUAAGGCGCUGCGGCCGGCUCCGUGUUGCUUCGCGUCUUCUUUGAGUUUGACACGGGGCCUCUUGGUCGCUAGCCACAUUGGAUUUGAGAGUUCUAUCUUAAAUAAUAUAUCUUAAAGAACGGUUUUCCAAUACAAAAAUCAAGGCUUAAGUUGCGUCCAGAUCUGGCGAACGUGCAGCGAUUUUUCGUCUGUGAAAGACCCGACUGCUCGUGUGCAUUACUUAGUACGAUGUAUAAUCGUCGACACAGUUGAUUGAUUGUUAGUAACCCUUUUUGCAACGAGAUAAGGGCCACUAAUGCUUAGUUUGUGUUGUUGAUGGAACGGCGUGCAUAUAGUGUGCAAGCAUUACGCGAAUGAUGCUAGUGGCGUACUCGUCAAUUUGGUCGGAACUUGCGAUAUUCAAAGAACAAAAAGCGCAAAUAUAAAUUCAAAAUCUUUACUUAUCGUAACGUUUAAAUUUAUCUCUGUGCUUUGUACUAUAGAAUCUACAAUACUGUCUAGUAGAACUCUCAAAAUCCAGUGUGGUGGGUCGCAGCGUCCCGUCGUAGCUAGAACACUAUUCAAUUGCGUCGGUCCGGGCUUUGGCGUACGAUCAAAUCUAUAUCGAGAUAUCAAAUUGCCGGUAUAUGCAGUUCUCGGCUACGCUUUUUGAACAAAAUUAAGUAUGGCAGUCAAAAAGCACACUAAUUUAAUAAAAUUGUUGGAUGUGUACAUUCAGUUUUAGACGUUAAGGCUUUGCGGUCAACAGAAGCAUGAAGCACUUUGCCGAUAUACGUAAAACAUAAACUAAACAUAAACUUGUAGUAAUAUGUUACUGUUCAAAGUUAAAACUCAUACUCAAGUAGUAAUAUAUUACUGUUCAAAGUUAAGGGUUUGAGUAAAUAAUUUAAACGUUGGGUAUACGAAACGUUAGGGUUACACGGGAAACCUUAAGGUUGACCCGUGUACCCGUAGUCCAGUUGUAAUAUGGAUUAGAUACGACACAUAUGUCGGGAACUGCCUUCAGCCCGCAACCGACGCUCCUAUCAUUAAAUCAUUAUCGUAACUCUUCCUAGCUUAAGUAAAACAUACAUUUUAAUAGUUAUACGACGUCAUUAGAACUUUUAUCAUAGUCGAAACGUGAGUAGAUUUUUAUUUUAUAAUUUUGUUGCGGUAUAUUUUAGUCGGUAUUGUUAUUUAGUAUUUUAUUUCUGCAGUAGGUGUCGGUCGAGUCGCGCGGGCCGCCAAUAGGGCGGCUCGUUACAAACUAUAGUCAGGUGUUAGCGUAGCGAGCGGGGCGGCCGCGAUGGUAGCCCAUACAAUAUUACCUGACGAUAUAUACGCUUAAUAUAAACAACGGGUGAUAUAAUGUGUCGUUUUCAAGUAAAAAGUCCUAUAGUCAUAGAGUAACGUAAGUCUUGAUUUUCGAUAGUUAUAUCUUUCUUAUGUAUAGGUAAACGAAGCUAUCAGUUAAACGGUAGGUGUUAGUUUCAUGUAUAUAAUCAAUACAUAACUUUCUAAAAUCAAUUAUUAUGUAACUCCGGCUAUAAAUUGUCGGUCGUCAAUAGUAUCCCUUACAGGCAUAAUGAACAUACUAUUAACCCAUAUUGAUACCCGACAAUAUUAUCUUUUCCUUGAAAUAGUCACAAAUACGCCUUAUAAAAACCUUGUAUUUUCAGAGUUUCGGUGUUGUCUUGUAGCCUUUAUAUAAUUAUAUUAUAUAAACGCCUUGUAAUAUUGAAUGGGAAUUAAUCUGUGUACACGGGUAGACGGUUUAAUAAGACAGUUAGCUGCACGAUAACAGCAUAUAAUCUUCUCGACACGAUAUUUGUUAUAGAGUAGUAGGUGUACCCGUGUACCCGCCGGGUGGGUACCGGGGGUUUUUAGAAAAAUAUGCACCAUUAACUUUUUUCGAAUUACUAACUUUUGGGUUAUUUCGAUUCAGAAUGACGAGGACUAUUGAGUAAAAAAAAAGUGACAAGUGUUUCAUACAAAAUGUAGGUGUCAGUUUUGGGACGGUCCAUAAAAAAAGUAUGUUAAAAUGCGUCACAAGACUCAAUUUUUUUCAUUUUUAAGUCGAUUCCCUUUGUGAUUCUGAAUAGAAAUAGCCCAAAAGUAUAAAGUUAAAAAAGUAAAUAGUACACUUUUUUCCUAAAAUGUCCACCCGUAUCGCGGCCGUCCGCUCAGUAUUUACUUCUACUAUACUGAUCUUAUCGCCUUAUCCGAAUUUUAUACAAUUAACUAUAACUUUUUAAUGUUAGCUUGUUCUAGUGUCCUUUACUACUGUAAUAUAAGGAUGCGGUCGUUUGUAUGUUUGUGUGUACGCCUCUCACCCAUCCUUCCCUCUUCCCUCUCACUACCACACUAACAUUCAUCGAUAUGGUCCCAUCCGACUUAAAAAGGAAUAAGUAAUCUAUCGAUAAAUGCAAGUGUAUUGCUAGUAUUCCCAAAAUAGGGUAAUUUUUAACCUAUAAGGUAUUUUACUAAAAUCGCCGAAUAUCAAUAAAAUAAAUUCACCCCAACUUAGCUUGCUUCUUAUCGGUACUACGAAGUCACUCGUUUGCUUUUCAAUAUUUUUGGUGAAUCGAAGAAAAGGGAACAAUAAUUUUCCCUUUAAUUUUUCUUUAUAUCUAUUCAAGUUUCUUGCUUUUACUACUUAAAUUGUACCGUCCUGCAGAGUUGGCCGAAACGUUAAUGCAAUUAACCAAUAACCAUUACAAAUUGAACCGUAAACUGUAACCGUCCAUUACGGUUUACGGUUCAAUAUGUAUUGGUUCGGUCAAUUGCAAUUAACGUUGGGCCAACAAUGCCCUCCUGUAAUAUCACAGUUUAAAUUAUUUUCUAGUUGAAUUAUAUUCUCUUGUAAUAACAGUGUUCAUUCGGGUUUGGCUCUAAGCACAGGUCUCGCUGGCAAGCGGUCCGGCGAUGGACAACGUUUUUUACUUUCUCUAUUGGUGGAUUGGCCAAGUCGGGGAGAACACAUAAAAUAUAUAAAAAAUAAAAUAAAAUGGGUGAUAGCGAUUUGCCAUUGGGGUCCUUGGAGGAUUUAACAAAUGGAGACGCCUUGUCUGUAAUUUUCUGGACAAAACAGUCUGCCGAUUUUUUCGGGGGAGAGGCGUACAAACGGUCAGUGAUCAGUCCAUACAAUACAUAUGACCAUUGGCCGAGAUUUGAGGGGUAAGCUCUUAAAGGCGACUCCAGCUGUUAAAUCUUCCAAGUUGGCCUCAGUUAAUCCGGGAAAAUAAUAGAGGAUCGGACGGGUCAAUGUGAUUGAACUAUAAAUGGCGUCAUGUUGGUCGUCAAUCAAAAUGCUUCAUUUAUUUCAUUUUAGAACGACAAAAUGUUAGAAUUUGCAGUUAUAAAUAACUUUGGUUUAUACCAGUGUUGGUAAAACGUUAAUUAGAAUUGAGCAUUAACCAUUACAAAUUGAACCGUACACUGUAACCGUCCGUUACCAUUUACGGUUAAUGGUCAAUCCUAAUUAACGUUCGGCCAACACUGGUUUAUACUGUAUGUUUUAUCGUGUUUUUAAGGGUUAAUGUAUAAUUCAUUCCGAAAACAGUCCUAUUCCCUAUUAUUCACACAGAAACCAUCUCAAUAAUCCUCUAUCCCCUCCCCGUCCGUCCUCACCCUCUCCUCUUCCGCAGGUCCUGACCUCUCUGAGGCGCCCCGGCGUGUAAUGACGUCACACUAUCACUGUAUUUCGUCCAGUUAAGAUAUUUUCCGACCGUUUCCGACAUCGUCGACGAGCUCCAUUUAUCGGUGAGGGUUUAUUGUAUUUGUUAGCCUUGCUUUUAUAUCCUAAACACUAAAAUUACAGGACGAUUGCUCCAAUUUGUCAUUUACUUAGUACGGCGGUAAAGUACAAAAUCAGGAUGGGGUAGGCUCGUACAACGCUAAGUUUUCAUUCCAAGAAAUAUGUCAAGUAUGGCGCUUCUUUAUAACCUCAUAAACCCCAUUAAUAGUACUAAUUACUUCAAUGUUGUUUAAACACUUUUCAGUUAGAAUAGAUUUGCAUUUCUUUUGUUUCUUCCGAUUCACUGUUGAUUUCAAAUUGCACUGGCGGUUUUUGUACGGUGAACCUUAUUAGAGUUAUUAGGGUGCCAGUCAAUGUAAACUUAGCGUGGUCCGAGUCUAGUAAAUCGGCCAAUUGAACUGUUAUUUUAAUUACUAUGAUAUAAAAACAGGGUUUAUGCCUUAGGUCUACGGCUGACGUGCAGCGUCACGUUAUAUAACAGUAUUUCUAAGGACGUGACGUUUCAAGUAACGUAGAUCAACCAUAGACUUGAGGCUUAGACGUGCGAGCGGCUCGAGUGAUUUUUACCAAGUGUACAAAUGAGUGCCAUUCACAUGGCGUCAUCAACGCGUUGGGCGUCCGCUGUAUGACACGUCAAUCGUUCUACCGCUUACAUUUUCAGAGACUAUAGCGGUUUAUUAUAGGUCAAGUACCAGAACGAAUGGAAAACGAUAUGUGUACUUAAAGCCGGCUACUUGCACGUCUGCUGCAGGGGCAAUACCGCUUGCACGUCUGAGCAAUUUCGGCUGUUCUCUACACAAACCUACAUACAACCUAGCGAGCGAAGGUCUUGCUUGCCUUUAGACAUCACAAUUAAGGAAGCAAUUAAAGGUCCAAUUCCAAUAUUGCCCCUGCGGCAUGUGUGUGAGUAGCCGGCUUUACUGUACGGAUACAUGUACCUACUAAUGAAACGAAAGGUAGAAUUUGAUCAUCCCUUCAUCUGCUUUCCAUUUAGAUGUACUGUCCUGUAUUUGUUCUCGACGCGUUCGGUGUAACAGUACGUAUAAUAAUCCCUUGUAGACGAACUUAACGGGUACUCAGAAAGCCCACUGUAUGCGUAACAUGAUAAUAAGAAAUGGUGAACGAUUGUAGAGCAUAUAUCCUAAGCGCCACUUGCACCAUCCCACUAACCCGGGGUUGACCGGUUAUACCAUUAACCCAGUGUCAACUUGUUCUGGUAACCAAGUAAACUCCAGGUUUAAUCCCUAAGGGGCUAAUUCGCCAACAUUGACCAUCUGACCACUGACAUCAAAAUUAAAGUGAUUUGUUAUGAUUUAGUUAGUUGAAACCGUUUUCUCCUGAAAUGGAAAUUUCAUCAAAAAUGUACGUACGUUGGGUUGGGGAUUGGAAAGCUAAUCUUCCCUCUCAAUUUUUUUUUUUUUAUUCGUAUUCUGAUUUUGCUAUAGGUACAAAGUACUACGUUGGUGGUAAUAUGGGAGGUCCAGGUUUUUAACAUAGCAUGGAAUUAUCUUUAAGCUUUGUGUCAUACGGCGGGCGCUCGGACGCACCGCGAAUCUUCAUCUCUAGUCACAGCUGUUGUGCAUAUACUAUACUAAAUAUAUAAAAUCAUGUUAUCCAUCGUAAGUAGCGUCUUCGGCGCGUCAAUAGCAUUAAUCUAAAUAAAUUUCUUAUCAUAUAAGUAUCGUUCACAGUUUUAAACAAAUGAAAUGUAGCAAUAUACGAUUUUAAAGCCUUAUUAAGACGGCGGUGGCUCGCCAGAGGACUUGCGAGUGUCAGGCCAGCUGAUCGUGGUAGUAGAAAGUAGCUGAAGGUAUUACACCCAUGCAUAAGCUUAGCGCUGGCUCGCAAUGAUGUCUAUUCCAAUGUCUACAGUUGGCUGAACAUCAGUAAACUUUAUUGCAACGCGAUGAGGUCUACAAAUGGUCAAUAGGUGAGUCCACGGAGAACUAGCCGCCUCGCGAGGAAAUUGCCGCGCGAAGCAGCUCGGUCUGUGUAGACGUGCCCCGGCCGCAUUGCUUCGAACGAGGCGCGUUUUCACCGAUUGAGCUGCUUCGCGCGGCAAUUUCCUUGCGAGGCAGCUAGCUCUGUGUGGACGCGCCUAUAAAUUUAGGAGUGUGUAGAGUCCGCCUAAGCUAACUACACCAACCUGAAUAGAAAAAAGUGGGGAGUGUCAUUACUCAUUAUAAGCGUCAUAUUUUCAUAGAAAUUUGACAUUCCCACACUUGGUCAUUGCAAAUGCCAUGCAGUUAUCUAAGUCAUAGGGCCUACCGCGAACACUGAUGUUUGCAAAUUGCGGGCAUAUUUCUUUCUCACGCAAAUUUCGCCUUAGAUGGAGUAAAAGAGAAAGAUGCCCUCAAUAUGCCUGAUCGGUGUUCGCGGUAGGUUCUCCUGACUAACUUGCUUUCUACCGUCUACCGCCACGAUCAACUCGCUGGAGUGGGGCGGCCGCCGCCGGGACGUGUUCUGUACUUACCGCGCCGUGUCGUCAGUCGGUACCAUGUCGUGUCCUUACUCUACUUUCGAGUGGAACUGAAUUUAGUUUUUAUUAAAUUUUCAAAUUUC